ACAGAGUGACAUUUGGCGACAGUACGUCCGCACUAUGGAUCUUUCCGUGGCAGUCCUUUUCGUGAUAUCUCUGGUUUUUUCGUCGGUAACGCAUGGACAAGUGACGAGUCCCGGGGUAUGCCCGAACAUCCCUACCGUCAGACCAUUUAACGUCAGGCACUAUGUCGGGGUAUGGUACGAGUUUGAGCGCUUCUUCCUGGCGGCUCAGGACGGGGUAACGUGUUCUCAGGCCACCUACACCAACAACAAUGACGGGACCAUCAAGGUGGAGAACACCGGGGUCAACGAAAGGACAGGGGAACCAGUAAGCAUAGAAGGCGUGGCUAGACCCGUGGAUCCACGAGAUCCCGCGAGACUUUCCGUCACAUUCUCCCCAUUCCAGCCUGUUGAUCCUAACGGGAACUACUGGGUGGUCAAGACGGACUACAUCCACUACGCCAUUGUCUAUUCAUGUAGACAGCAAGGACAGAACAAAUCCGAAAACGCGUACAUUCUUCUCCGGGAACCAAGAAAUCCCAGCAGACGAGUACUCGGGCGGUUGUACGGCUUCCUCAGGAAAUACGGAAUAAAUCCCAGGAACUUCAUCAGGACCAGCUUCAGACAAUGCUUUUCGCCUGCCUUAUAUUAUUGAGUCUCACUCGUCCACUAGUACAUGCUGUUCUUCAUCCCACUUGUUGAAUGAUUGUCCAUAAUUGCAACUUCUCGGGCUUUUCCGGCAGUUCCGAAUGUACUAACAUUCCUGGAUGUUAGAGUGUCAUAAAAAUGGAAUCGCUUCACA
Molecule: messenger RNA, 778 nt
Organism: Magallana angulata
Lineage: Eukaryota; Metazoa; Mollusca; Bivalvia; Ostreida; Ostreidae
Product: apolipoprotein D-like
Exons: 5
Coding region: 35-631 (198 amino acids)
Molecular function (GO): pigment binding
Source: RefSeq, a predicted model, not a curated record